Nicotiana attenuata is the source of this 792-nucleotide messenger RNA. RefSeq lists its product as uncharacterized. Bases 1 to 792 code for a protein of 263 amino acids. The record is from RefSeq and is a predicted model, not a curated record. NCBI's taxonomy places the organism in Eukaryota, Viridiplantae, Streptophyta, Magnoliopsida, Solanales, Solanaceae. The transcript has a single exon.
AUGCUAAUAACAUCAAAUUCGGCUAUAUUUGAUGCAAACCUAAUCAUUAAGGACAUAGAACUAACUGAUAUCUCUCAAGGGGAAGUGAGGGAUGACAAUUCGGAAUCACCCUCUACAAAAGGUAUAAAGGUUAUUGCUUUGUCAGAAGAAGAUAGGCAAAGAAUAUAUGAACCUUGGAAGUAUGCCAUCAUAGUGAAAUUAGUGGGCAAACGUAUGAUGCACCACUAUUUGCAAAAGAAAAUUCAAGAUCUUUGGAGACCAACGGAGGAUCUCCAAAUGAUUGAUUUGGGUGAAGAUUACUAUAUAAUCAAGUUCAAGAAAAGGGACAACAUGGAAAAGGCCGUUCAACAAGGCCCUUGGUUUAUCAAUGGACAUUUUCUCUCUAUUACUAAAUUGAAACCAAACUUUGUAGCCUCUAAAGAAAGGUUCACAACAAUGGCCUUCUGGAUUAGACUACCACAAUUGCCUACGGAAUUCUAUGAUGGAGAAAUACUACGAAAGAUUGGCAAUGCAAUUGGUCGAUUACUAAAGGUGGAUGUUUGUACAUCAACUACACUAAAGGGAAGAUAUGCAAGGCUAUGCAUUGAACUACCCUUAGAAAUACCAGUUCAACAAUUCCUAUACGUGGGAAAACACGAACAACAAAUCCACUAUGAGGGAGAGAACUUUCUAUGCACAAUCUGUAGUAGGUUGGGACACACAAAAAACCAAUGCUCUUUUGUCAAACUAAAUGCCACAACAUGCAAAGAGGGUACUGAAGCACCAGCAACUAACUCAACCAUGGAAAAAUAA